Strongylocentrotus purpuratus (purple sea urchin) is the source of this 1612-nucleotide messenger RNA. RefSeq lists its product as uncharacterized. The record is from RefSeq and is a predicted model, not a curated record. Lineage: Eukaryota; Metazoa; Echinodermata; Echinoidea; Camarodonta; Strongylocentrotidae. Bases 133 to 993 code for a protein of 286 amino acids. The transcript has 5 exons.
AUCGGGUCACGUGGUUACCAUUGACAACUAGUAUGGCGUCGAGAUUGUGACCGCAACGAAUUAAAUUCUAUUUCUGUUCUUGUAUUUUGUUUGACAUUUAGGAAUAAAACAUGUGAAUUUUCAUCUGGAGAUAUGCAGCCAUAUUUACCAGGAGGAAGAAGUGAUGAUCCACUAGAACUCUCCUUCCCCCACAUCAAGCUUGCCUCUCCCGAAGAUGAGCUCCUCAACAAGUCCCUCCUAGACUCUCUCACCCCGGCCUCUCCAAGUUCCAGUGCUCCUUACCGCCUUCCCAAGCUCAGCUGCACAGGGUCUGUCUCGUCGACAUGCACGUCAGGUAGCGAUCGCUCAGAGGGCGCUCUUCGCAAUGGCCAGUCGCUUGACGGCCUUAGCCCUCGCAGUCAACAAAGCAAGAAAUCCAAUCAUUCCAAGGUGUUGGGGAUGAGUACCCGUUCUAGCAGCCGUCUUCCCAUCCCUCCCUACACCAUAGCACAACUCCGGCGGGCCCAGAACAUCUACGUGCCCUCCUUCAAGAAGGCCCAGUUUGCCCCUCUCAUCUCCAGCCCAGCACGGAGAGUGGACACACCGGAGGAGAGUAAGGAAGAGAAGACGGUGAUAGUGGAGGAUAGGACGAGAGUAGAUGAUAGAACGAGAGUGGAAGAUAGGACGAGAGGAGACGAGGAGAUACAUGUCAGGGUGCAGCCAGCAAACACGAGAGCAAGUACUCGCUAUUCACACGUAAGUAGGACUACGUAUGGACCCCGGAGUGCAGCUGUAUCUAUGACUAUCCCCAUGGCAACAGGGAGUGAUUACUCCCACCCUCAACCCGACCAAAAUCCUGAAUGGAGACUGUCACCGUAUAGACAUAAAAACUACGACAAUCAGGCUGUGACUUCUAGCUCUGGGCCCUACUCCCGCAAGUUUGUCAUUCACUGUUCAGCGCCUAAGUCCUGGCUCCAUAUGAAGCUGAGACGCUCAAAGACGACACUGACGUGAUGAACAGAAACAGAACUAACGCAAUGCAAUAAAGGAUUAUGAAAUAUCUGAAAUUAGGAUUAUGAUUUGAUUGAUAGAAGGAUAAUGUAUAUGCAAAGGUUAAACAAUACCACAAGUACCACAUGUACAAACCCAAAAGAGAACAGCUUUACUGUUAAUAAAUGUAGACCUGGGCCCUGUUUCAUGAAACUUGUUAUCAAUAACAAGUUAUGAUAAUUGUUAUAAGCUACUGAAAUCCUUGCUUUUGAUUGGCUGUGAGCAGAUUUAUCAUAGAUCUGUAGCAGUUGUUAUUGAUAACAAGCUUUAUGAAUCGGGGCCCUGAUGUUAGAUUAGAUGAAAAGACUUAGACUAAGUCCUAAUAUGUUACUUUGUUGUCCAUAUUUCAGACCAAACUUAAACCCAGCAUAGAUCUGGUUUAUGAAAUAUUCAAUAGAAAUUAAGGAGUCAUACAUGUAAUUGCUGAUAAUAACACUACAGAUUUUCAAAAACCCUUUGAAUGUACAUGAUAUACUUUUGACUUAGUAUGGAUAUGGAUGCCCAUCGUUGCCUAGGUAAAACAGGGUGUAUAUAUUUUUUCUUUUUUUUUAAUCCUUUUUUUUUAAAAGAAAGUGUUUGCCAA